AUGGCGGAAGAUCCUCAAUCAGUUGACGAUCCCGAGCAGACCGCUGGUUCGCAGGUUGAUAAUGCCGAGAUUAUGGCAACUGGUAUGGAUGCCGAAAUGCAGCAGUACGCAGUGCAGUGCGCCAAUGAAGCUAUCGCCCAGUGGGUUUUUCUUAUAAAGUCGAAAUUCCGCGUGCAAUUCCCACAAUCACUGACCGCUUACACCUUGGAAACGGCACACUGA
Messenger RNA from Gongylonema pulchrum, 222 nucleotides. The record is from the annotation of a GenBank genome assembly. Lineage: Eukaryota; Metazoa; Nematoda; Chromadorea; Rhabditida; Gongylonematidae.